CGCAUGCGCACAUUGACCGAGACACCCAAAGAAUUUGGCAUAAAAUAUUUAGAAUUUUAAUGAAAAUAGGAAGCGUUUCUUCACACCAGUGCAUUCUUAGAAUUAGCCCCACGGUAAAAUACACUAUGACCUGAGAGGCUGCAAAAAAAACUGAAGCGAUCGAGGCAGUAAACGUACAAAAUGGCGACGGAAAAUGAACUCGAAUUGACAGGUAUAAGACAGAUGAAAACCCAAGUCUCUGAGGGUGGUCAGUCAGAAACAGAACAUGGCAGCAAGACAGCGGGAACCGGAGCUGUACCGAAGGAACGUGAAAGGAAGAUCGGACAUAGAAGAGUGGACGAGAAGACAGGAACUGUCACAUAUAAAAAGAAACCAACCAGUGAGUUGAUGGCCGCCAUACAGUUAGGAAUCGGACAAAGUGUGGGUGGUUUGUCAUCUAAACCAGAGAGAGAUCUUCUAAUGCAAGAUUUUGGCGUCGUUCAGAGUGUUUUCUUUCCCAGUGAAGGCAGCAACAUGACGCCAGCCCAUCAUUAUAGUGAUUUUCGUUUUAAGACGUAUGCUCCCAUGGCUUUUCGUUACUUUCGUGAACUGUUCAACAUUCGUCCCGAUGAUUUUAUGUUAUCCCUGUGUGAUGACUCUCUCACAGAGUUAUCUAAUCCUGGUGCUGGAGGCAGUAUAUUCUAUAUCAGUGAAGAUGAUGAAUUUAUUAUCAAAACUGCACAACACAAGGAGGCCAACUUUCUCCAGAAAUUACUGCCUGGUUAUUACAUGAAUUUGAAUCAAAAUCAAAGGACGCUUCUACCAAAAUUCUACGGGUUAUACUGUUAUCAGUGUGGUGGUAAAAAUAUCCGCUUUGUAGUCAUGAACAACAUUCUACCUUCUGUCGUGAAAAUGCACGAGAAAUAUGACCUGAAAGGCAGUACGCACAAAAGAAAGGCGUCGAAAAGUGAGCGGGCGAAAAGUUCUCCGACCCUAAAGGAUCUGGACUUCAAUGAGAUACACCCAGAAGGUCUAAUGUUAGAGAAGGACACAUACGAGGCAUUAAUAAGAACUAUACAGCGGGACUGUAGAGUUUUAGAAAGUUUUAAAAUCAUGGAUUAUAGUUUAUUGGUAGGAAUCCACAAUCUAGAUAUAGCUAAAAAAGAAAAGAGAACAACAGAUUCCGCGAGAUGUAAUGAAUCUUCUACGGGUACCAGCAGCGGAUUAAGUAGUUCACAGGGAACCAGUUACUCGGAGACUCCAGAUGUUGGUCUGGCGCGAGGGAAGUCAAUGAGAACCAAGGUGACACAGUAUUCCACACCAAUGGAAUCUAUACAGGCAGAAGUACGUGAUAUGUUAGAGGAGUUUGAUGAUGAUGACAUUCCACCCGGAGGUAUCCCGGCUAAGAACGCGAAGGGUGACAGACUUUUACUCUACCUCGGUAUUAUAGAUAUUCUCCAGUGUUAUAGGUUCAGGAAGAAGUUUGAACAUACAUUCAAAUCCAUGAUUGCUGAUGGGGACACUAUAUCAGUGACAAGGCCUAGUUUUUAUGCAGAACGAUUCCAGAAAUUCUUCACAAACACAGUGUUCAAAAAGGCACCAUCACUGGAGCAGCCCACUUUCAAAGCGACCCAACGAUUUCGGAAACUUGUUGGACUAGGUGGUCACACGUGGAUGGGGAUAGGCGAUUUUAAAGGUUCUAACGCAUUAAAGCAUUCUCCCUCUAAAAGAAAACCCGGUGAACGUGGUCCAAGGUCAUCUAGUAUGAACGAGGAUAGAGAACAUAUUCCAGGUACUAUGGGUGCUAGACCAGAUUUGUUGAUGGGCAGCGCUACUCCCCCGCCCUCAUUUUCAGAAGCUACGAAACCUCCUGAUAGAGCAACCACUGCCCCAUUACCUGUAAUAAGAUCGUCAGAGGAAUUACAAAGAUCUGAUCGUUCAUAUUUCCAAACAAUCUCACAACAAGAGGAGACAACUCUGUCACGAGGUUCAAGUAGCACGAAGGUCCGACACUCACCCCUCAGUGUGUCCGAGUCCACUCCAACUUACACAGAAUUUACAGAGGGUACGCCAAGUUAUACGCCCUCAAGUCCCUCAUGUAGCAGUGAAGUUCUUGGUAAGUGGAAAUGUUGCUCGUUGGUAAGACCAAAUUUUGCUCAUUUGUAA
Messenger RNA from Mercenaria mercenaria, 2145 nucleotides. Its product is annotated as phosphatidylinositol 4-phosphate 5-kinase type-1 alpha-like. The transcript is spliced from 18 exons. NCBI's taxonomy places the organism in Eukaryota, Metazoa, Mollusca, Bivalvia, Venerida, Veneridae. The record is from RefSeq and is a predicted model, not a curated record. The coding region runs from base 181 to 2145 and encodes 654 amino acids. Gene Ontology annotation, biological process: phosphatidylinositol metabolic process. Gene Ontology annotation, molecular function: phosphatidylinositol kinase activity.